Hemiscyllium ocellatum (epaulette shark) is the source of this 1686-nucleotide messenger RNA. It is a transcript of the gene gale, whose product is annotated as UDP-galactose-4-epimerase. Gene Ontology annotation, molecular function: UDP-glucose 4-epimerase activity. The record is from RefSeq and is a predicted model, not a curated record. Gene Ontology annotation, biological process: beta-D-galactose catabolic process via UDP-galactose, Leloir pathway. The transcript is spliced from 12 exons. NCBI's taxonomy places the organism in Eukaryota, Metazoa, Chordata, Chondrichthyes, Orectolobiformes, Hemiscylliidae. The coding region runs from base 199 to 1272 and encodes 357 amino acids. Gene Ontology annotation, cellular component: cytosol.
GAUUCCUGCUUCGUGCUGGUUGUUUCCUGGUGCCGGAGCCACACAAGGAGCCCAUUCAUUCCCUUCCCUGCUGGAGAGACGGGCGGUACUGGCUGGAAACCGCACUCCAUUCAAUCUAACCUCAGUAACCUGUAGAUUUGAGGACCAAGACAAAAAUAAGAAUUUGUUCUUCAACUUGAACUUUGUUAUUAAGUGAAAAUGACAAAUGAGAAGAUCCUAGUGACAGGUGGAGCUGGUUACAUUGGUAGCCAUUGUGUGAUUGAGCUGGUCAAAGCUGGAUAUGUUCCGGUUGUGAUAGACAACUUUCAUAAUGCGAUCAAAGGUGAAGGUGGAAUUCCUGAAAGCAUUCAUCGUGUGAAUCAGAUCACGGGGACUGACAUAAUCUUCCAAGAAAUUGAUCUACUUGAUGAAUCUGCUCUAAGCAAUCUGUUUAAAGAGCACAAUUUCUCAGCUGUGAUCCAUUUUGCUGGGUUGAAGGCUGUUGGCGAGUCUGUCCAGAAGCCUCUUUUAUAUUAUAAAGUUAAUCUGACAGGAACAAUUAAACUUCUGGAGACAAUGAGAACAUAUGGUGUUAAAGACAUUGUUUUCAGUAGUUCAGCAACUGUAUAUGGAAAUCCCAGUUACCUGCCCAUCGAUGAGGCACAUCCCGUUGGCAGCUGCACUAAUUCUUAUGGAAAAACAAAAUACUUCAUUGAAGAAAUGAUUAAGGAUCUCUGCUACGCAGAAAAGGAUUGGAAUGCUGUUUUACUUCGAUAUUUCAAUCCUAUUGGGGCACAUGAAUCAGGAAAAAUAGGUGAAGAUCCCCAGGGUAUUCCCAACAAUCUGAUGCCAUAUAUUUCACAGGUUGCUAUUGGGCGUCGGCUGUACCUGAAUAUUUUUGGCAAUGACUAUGAGACAUGCGAUGGCACAGGUGUCAGGGAUUAUAUUCAUGUAGUGGAUCUUGCAAAGGGACACAUUGCUGCAUUGAAGAAGCUGAAAGAAAGAUGCAGUUGCAAGGUAUAUAACCUUGGUACUGGAACAGGUUAUUCUGUUUUACAAAUGGUAAAAGCAAUGGAGAAAGCUUCUGGGAGAGAGAUUAAAUACCAAGUUGUUCAGAGGAGAGAAGGAGACAUUGCUUCCUGUUAUGCCAAUCCAGCUCUUGCAGAGAAGGAACUUGGAUGGAAGGCACAGUCUGGGAUUGACAAGAUGUGUCAAGAUUUGUGGAAUUGGCAAUCCCAGAAUCCUUAUGGUUUCAGCAAGAAUGAAGCAUCAAAUGCACCAUGUAACAGUUGAUUGAGCUGUUUUAGAAAAAUAACAAAUUUUUAAAAAACAUUUUGUAGUAUCAAGGCUGUAGAUCACCAGUAAUAAAAUACUGAGUAGAUUCUUAAUCUGUUCUGGUGGAGGAUGGUAUGAACUUAAACAUCUACCUUUGCAUUCUAUUAAAUUUUAAAAUUGAAAAUUAAGGCUGUUUGAAACUCAAACUGAUCAACUGACUACUUUCACCAAGAACAGUUAAUGCUUUCUUGUUGACUGAAGUUUGAGCUAUUUAGACUUUUAUGAUCAUAUCUUUGGUCUUGUAACUCUAGCAAUUUCUAUAUAAUUUAAAUGUGUGUAUGUAUAUACACAUAGAACCCAUGGGCUGGAUACAGCCCUAAGUUUUGUACUUUAGAGCAAUAGCUUAGAAAUAAAUGACACUUUUGAUAAGUA